This is a messenger RNA of Olea europaea var. sylvestris, 1521 nucleotides long. Its product is annotated as omega-3 fatty acid desaturase, endoplasmic reticulum-like. Gene Ontology annotation, biological process: lipid metabolic process. Gene Ontology annotation, molecular function: oxidoreductase activity, acting on paired donors, with oxidation of a pair of donors resulting in the reduction of molecular oxygen to two molecules of water. The transcript is spliced from 9 exons. The coding region runs from base 106 to 1293 and encodes 395 amino acids. The record is from RefSeq and is a predicted model, not a curated record. Lineage: Eukaryota; Viridiplantae; Streptophyta; Magnoliopsida; Lamiales; Oleaceae.
UUUUGGGGUUUGGACAAAAUGUAAAGCCCACAUUGCCUAACGCCAUUACUGCCCUAACUCCCUAUAAAUAACCAACUCCGCCAUUUCAUUCGGCAAGGAGCGACCAUGGCCAUAGGUUUAAGUCAUUCCUACUCAUCACCUUCUGCGGACAAAAAUGGUGAAGAUGAGCUAAUGAAGAAGGUGAGUUUUUCGCCACUGGGGAAAGGAAAUGAGGUCGUAAAUGGCGAAGAAAUUGGGUUCGAUCCGAGUGAACCUCCCCCGUUUAAGAUUGGCGAUAUUCGAGCAGCAAUUCCUGAGCAUUGUUGGGUUAAAGAUCCAUGGAGGUCUUGCUCUUAUGUUGUUCGGGAUAUUUCCGUGGCUCUUGGCUUGGUGGCAAUUGCAUUGCAUUUCAAUAGUUGGAUUUUGUGGCCUGUGUAUUGGUUUGCGCAGGGAACAAUUUUCUGGGCAAUUUUUGUUCUUGGCCAUGAUUGUGGCCACGGGAGCUUCUCCGAGAAUCCCAAUCUCAAUGAUAUUGUGGGACACAUCUUGCAUUCUUCCAUUCUUGUACCGUACCAUGGAUGGAGAAUCAGCCACAGGACUCACCAUCAAAAUCAUGGACAUGUUGAAAACGACGAAUCAUGGGUACCGUUGCCUGAGAAGAUCUACAAAAAUCUGGAUUUGGCGACCAAAUUCCUGAGAUACAAAGUCCCUUUCCCCCUGUUUGCAUAUCCCCUGUAUCUGUGGUCUAGGAGUCCAGGGAAGAAAGGUUCACACUUCAAUCCUUACAGUGAUUUGUUCAAAAGCAGCGAGAGGAAACUUGCACUCACAUCAACAAUCUGUUGGGCUGCAAUGGUUUCUUUUCUCUUUUGUCUAUCCAUCAGAAUUGGACCGCUCCUAUUGCUAAAGCUCUAUGGGGUUCCAUAUGUGAUAUUCGUCAUGUGGUUGGACUUUGUAACUUACUUGCACCAUCAUGGUCAUGAGAAAAAGCUUCCUUGGUACCGUGGCAAGGAGUGGAGUUACUUAAGAGGAGGCCUAACUACUGUGGAUCGUGAUUAUGGAUGGUUUAACAAAAUCCAUCAUGAUAUUGGCACCCAUGUUAUACACCAUCUCUUUCCUCAGAUCCCGCAUUAUCACUUAGAAGAGGCGACAAGGGCGGCUAAACCAAUCAUGGGCAUGUAUUACAGAGAGCCCAAAAAAUCAGGACCAGUUCCUUUUCAUUUGCUCCAAAAUUUGGUAAGAAGCAUUAAUGAAGACCAUUUUGUUAGUGAUAGUGGAGAAAUAGUGUAUUAUCAGAAGGAUUCACCACUCUAUUGAGAGAUUUGCUUCCACUAAGAAGAGUGACUACUGAUUCUUCCAUCGACACAUUAUCUGAAAUAGUGAUUUUUACUGUAUUUCUUGUUUGGGCUGCGUCUCAUGAAUAGGUUGUGGUGUCUGUUAUCUUGAUAUACUAAUAUACUAUGUCUUAUGUAAUCAUAUAAUAUAAUAAGUCAUUGUUUUUUAUGUCCCUAAGAAAUUCCAUUAUAUGAUAAUGUAUUAAUGUAA